This is a messenger RNA of Eubalaena glacialis (North Atlantic right whale), 4071 nucleotides long. It is a transcript of the gene ZBTB46, whose product is annotated as zinc finger and BTB domain containing 46. The record is from RefSeq and is a predicted model, not a curated record. The transcript has 5 exons. Gene Ontology annotation, biological process: regulation of transcription by RNA polymerase II. Bases 215 to 1987 code for a protein of 590 amino acids. Lineage: Eukaryota; Metazoa; Chordata; Mammalia; Artiodactyla; Balaenidae. Gene Ontology annotation, molecular function: protein binding; DNA-binding transcription factor activity, RNA polymerase II-specific; RNA polymerase II cis-regulatory region sequence-specific DNA binding.
AGCGGCGCGGGGGCGCGCGCCGGCCUGACGGACAGACGGACGGACAGACGGACACAGCAGCCGAGGCGAGCGCGCAGCUCGGACCCGCCCGGACGCAGCGCUCGCCCGGCGGCCGCGGCGAUCACCCGCGCUGGUCCGGCGGCCGCGGCGCCCGCCCUCGCCCGCGCCCCAUGGGGUCACAGAGUCCGUAGAAGAGACCACCCCGGGAUCCCAGAUGAACAACCGGCGGGAAGAUAUGGAAAUCGCGUCCCACUACCGGCACCUGCUCCACGAGCUCAACGAGCAAAGGCAGCACGGCGUCCUGUGCGACGUGUGCGUGGUGGUCGAGGGCAAGGUCUUCAAGGCCCACAAGAACGUCCUGCUCGGCAGCAGCCGCUACUUUAAGACGCUCUACUGCCAGGUGCAGAAGGCGUCCGACCAGGCCACGGUCACGCACCUGGACAUCGUCACGGCCCAGGGCUUCAAGGCCAUCAUCGACUUCAUGUACUCCGCCCACCUGGCCCUCACCAGCAGGAACGUCAUCGAGGUGAUGUCAGCGGCCAGCUUCCUGCAGAUGACGGACAUCGUGCAGGCCUGCCAUGACUUUAUCAAGGCCGCGCUGGACAUCAGCAUCAAGCCGGACGCCUCGGACGAGCUCUCGGAGUUCGAGGUGGGCGCCCCACCCGGCAGCGGCGCGGACGCCCUCAUCUCCGCCGUGAUGGCCGGGAGGAGCAUCUCCCCGUGGCUGGCCCGGCGCACGAGCCCCGCCAACUCCUCCGGGGACUCGGCCAUCGCCAGCUGCCACGAGGGCGGGAGCAGCUACGGGAAGGAGGACCAGGAGCCCAAGGCCGACGGCCCCGACGACCUCCCCUCACAGCCGCUGUGGCCUGGCGACGUGGGCUGCGGGCCCCUGCACGUCAAGGAGGAGCAGCUCUCGCCGACUCACUACGGGGGGAGCGAGCCGCCCUCCGCCGGGGACGCUGCCGUUCAGAACUCCUUCUCCGAGCAGGCUGCGGCGGACGGCUGGCAGCCCACGGGCCGGAGGAAGAAUCGGAAAAACAAAGACACGGUCCGGCACAUCACGCAGCGCGCGGAGGACGACAGCCGGGCCGGCUCCCCGCUGCCGUCUCCCCUCCCGACGCCCGGGUGGCCCUUCAGCCGCCGAGACUCAAACGCGGACUUGACCGUCGCUGAAGCCAGCAGCUCGGACAGCCGCGGGGAGAGGCCCGAGCUCUACGCGCAUGUGGACGAGGGGCUCCUGGGAGGAGAAGGCAGCUACCCGGGAGCCCCCCUCACCCCCGAGAAGGACGACGCGCUGCACCAGGCCACCGCGGUGGCCAACCUGCGGGCGGCGCUUAUGAGUAAGAACAGCCUGCUGGCCCUCAAGGCCGACGUGCUGGCGGAUGACAGCUCCCUGCUGCUGGAGUACCUGCCCAAGGGCACCCACUCCCUGUCCCUGAACGAGUUCACGGUCAUCAGGAAGAAGUUCCGCUGCCCCUACUGCAGCUUCUCGGCCAUGCACCAGUGCAUCCUCAAGAGGCACAUGCGCUCCCACACGGGCGAGCGGCCCUACCCCUGCGAGAUCUGCGGGAAGAAGUUCACGCGGCGCGAGCACAUGAAGCGGCACACGCUGGUGCACAGCAAGGACAAGAAGUACGUGUGCAAGCUGUGUAGCCGCGUGUUCAUGUCGGCCGCCAGCGUGGGCAUCAAGCACGGCUCGCGGCGCCACGGCGUGUGUGCCGACUGCGCGGGUGGCGGCGGGGCCGGGCCCCUGGAUGGCGGCGGCGCCGAGGGCUCCCCUGAGCUGUUCGUGGGCGACGGGCCGUACCUGGAGGACCCCGAGGACCCACGCGGCGAGGGCGAGGAGGAGCUGGGUGAGGACGAGGACGACGUGGGCCUGGCCCCCGAGGACGCACUACUGGGGGACGACAAGGAGGACGAGGACUCGCCGCGGGGGCCUCGCAGCCCUGCCCGGGGCACCGACAAGGACUUCACCUGGAUCUCCUAGGCUGGGCCGGGCACUGGGCCACGGCCGCCCCCGCCUGUGUGCGCCCCGGGCCCCCUUCACCUGCUCCCCCCCACCCCUCGAGGACACCCGGGGCUCGGAGGCGGGCGCUGCCCCAGCGCACGGGGCGGGUCUGAGCCCAGGGAGAGCCCUUGUCACCUCCCCCAGCAGGGGCGCGGGGCGGGCAUCGGGGGAGCCCAGGACGCACCGGUCUGGCGUCGGACGCACCGUGGCCUGUGACCCGGAAAGGGCCAGCGCUGGCUGGGGUCCCAAGUGUGGCCCCGAGGCCCGGGUCCGGGAGCUGUUAGGAGAGUUCUCCUGACCCUGGGCCCCGUCCAGGGCCCCCGCCUCCGCUCCCCCUUCUCCGCCGUGGGGUCACUGCUGGCGGCUGCCGCUGCCCCCACCCCCUCGAGGGCUGUGCCGUCCGGGGGCAGCCUGCGAGACCCAGGUCUGGCGUCCAGAAGGCCCCGCGGGCCGCCCGCCUCUGGGCUUUGGUGCUCAACACGCAGCGGCUGCCGACCUCGGCCCAGGGUGCCCGGGUGCUACCCCCCACGGAGGCAGCUGGGCGGGGGCCCAGGUGCUCCCACCGUAGGGGCCUCCUCUUUCUUUGUGUGCACUUCUCUGGGCUGGCUUGCCCCUCCGCCCCACCCGUCCUGCCGCGCCCAGGCCACUCCUGCUGGCCGUUCCAGGCGGCUCGCCUUCGUUGCUGCUGACACCGGAUGGUGUCCCCGACGCCAGUGCUGCCCGCGCCGCCUGCGGGGGCCGCCCCCUCCCCAGGUGCUCAGGGCCCCGGUUCCGUGAGUCGCUAAGGGAACUGAGGCUGGCACGUAACGUGGUUCUGUUCGGUGUUAUCUUUCCCGCUCGACGACACUCGCAGACGUGUCUUUCCUUUGGUUCCUUCCCAAGACCCCUCGCCGUCUUUUAAACGCGCUUACGACCCCCUUCUCUCUCUUUUUUCUGAGAAGCCGGGGCCCCGCCGUGUGCUGUGAGGACACUGUGGCCCAACCCCCGCCUGUCUCCCUUUCAGGCUCGUGACACAUACAUUCCAUCCCCUCCACCCGCCUCGCUUGGGAGCCCCUGCGGGACACCGUGCCAGGGCCCCUUGGGUGCUGAGCUAGAGCCGAAGGAGACACUGGCUUGAUUUUCUCUCUCCCCACAACCUGCAAGCCGAAUGGCUUUACUGCAUUUCUCCCGGGUCCCAUCUACUCUUUCUAGGUGGAGAAAGGCAAAUCCCACAGAACCGUCCUUAGUAAGUGGCUGGCUGCGUGGACACGGACGGGUGCUGUCCUUGAAGCCCUGCCCGGGGAGAAGUCGCAGCUUCAUUUUUUGUUUUGCUUUGUUUUAAACAUAGCCACCUUUCUCUCAGUCAGAAGAGGGCUGCCCUCCCAUCCUCAGCUGGGGACGCUGCGAACUCCUCAACGCUGGCAUCCUUAGGGAAGGGCCGGGCCGGGCCGGGCCGGGCCGGGGGGGCAGGAGCCCGGGGCGGGUUGGGGUGCCUCCGGGGCCAGCGCCCCCGUCUGCCUUUCACAGUGGGGCCCAGCUGAGCCCCUCGGUGGGGCUCCCCACUGUGUACCUUUCCCCCACUUUCUAACCCCUUUUAUAAAGACUUACUUUCUUAUCAAAUGCAUUUGGAAACCAGACCUUUGCUACCAAGCGUCUCUGGGUUUUGUAUGGGGCCACCUCUCAGCCCGCCGCCUGCGCCCCGGGCCACCUUUGCGCCACACUCAGGACCUGCUCGCUCCCGCUCUGGACCGUCCUGGCUGACUUUUAACGGGGCCCUCAGUGCCACAAGGGCAUUUUCUUCCUCAAAACAAUACCCUGGAAAACCGAGGGUCCCACCUCCCGCCCCCGAGCCCCGUGUGUUCACUAUUCUCGUGUGCGGUUAACUCGAGAGCUGGAUUUCAGAGAUGCAGGCGAACACAUCGCCUCCAGAGGCGUGGAGGGAAAGACGUGUAACGAAGGUUUCUUUUUUAACGUGAUCUUUUUUUUUUUUUCAAAUCAAUGUUUAAACUAAUAAAUAUUUUUUUAUGAAGCGGAAAAGCGUGUAGAUCACAUCUCACAUUUUGUACCUUUCCGUCUGUGUGCGU